AUGCUUUCAUCUUUACGUUCUUAUUUGUCCGCGCGGUUCUUCUCCGAAAGUACCGAUGCUCAGCUCAGUGAAGCAUCUGGUACAGAAUUAGAAAAUCAUCUUCAGAAAGAUGGUAAUAUCCAUACUCCAGAUAAAGAUGCCACUUUUGUUGUCGGCCUUAAAGACAUUGUGUCUUUUGCCGUGGAGUCGUCGACGAAAUUUGCUGACGAAUUAAAGACUACUGCUAAGCAAAUUUCUGAAAAAAUUACUUCGUCCGCUCCUUUCGUAGAGUUCGAUAGAGCACAAUCGGACUUUGUUUCCGCGAAGAAUAAGGAAGAGCUGAACGUUGACGGGGCCAUAUCUUCACCAAAUUUUAUUUUUUCAUCUGAUGCUACAGGUUCUGAUGAGAUAGAUAGCCAAAGGCGGCAACGCGUGAAGGAACAGAUUUUACGCCUGUCUCUGGAGGAGCAAAAUUUUCUUCGUCCACCACCACAUGGGUCGUGCUUUCAGUGGAAUCAUCAGCUAGCCAGGCAAUACACACCGAUUGCGGUGGCUUUGCUGAAGGAGGACGCCAACUUAGCUGCCUUGCGAUUUCGACUUGUUCCUCGAAGAGUAAACGAGGAUGAUUUUUGGCGAAAUUACUUUUAUCGUGUCUCCCUAAUAUGUCAGAGCGAAGAUCUCCCAAGCGAAACCGUUCCAUUCAUCUCGAAGCCGGUUACUAGUGAAGGUACCAAACCAUCCAACCAACACUCCGACCAACAGACCAAAGCGGAAGCAGAAAAAGGCACUGGAAAUGGAUCGACAAUUUCUGAAGAGGGGCACCUGAAACAAAACCUUUCUCCUCCUCUCUCCUCACCUAUUGCCCUUAGUCUCGCAUCAGGUAAGCUGCGAUCUUCUGACUUAGUAAUCCUGUCCUCUUUAAAUGUUGCAGACUUGAGCGUUGACUUAAUCGAGGCAGAACUGAUGCUGGAAGGCAGUGAACUUGAGAGCUCCGUCGCUAUCGAUGACAACAUGGAGCGCGAGAUCCUUGCGGAGUUAAACGACCUUGAGGAAUGA
Molecule: messenger RNA, 1035 nt
Organism: Hydatigera taeniaeformis
Lineage: Eukaryota; Metazoa; Platyhelminthes; Cestoda; Cyclophyllidea; Taeniidae
Source: the annotation of a GenBank genome assembly